Zea mays is the source of this 765-nucleotide messenger RNA. It is a transcript of the gene mbd120, whose product is annotated as methyl binding domain protein 120. The coding region runs from base 26 to 607 and encodes 193 amino acids. Lineage: Eukaryota; Viridiplantae; Streptophyta; Magnoliopsida; Poales; Poaceae. The transcript is spliced from 2 exons. Gene Ontology annotation, molecular function: zinc ion binding; DNA binding. The record is from RefSeq and is marked validated.
UCGCCUGUGCCACCUCGCCGCCGUCAUGACAACAGGGUCAACACCGGGUUCGCCCCCCUCUCAAGGCUCUCAGAGAAAACGAGGUUCUACAAAAGAUUCUGUUGCCUUGUACGCAGUGCAAUGCUACAAGUGCUACAAAUGGCGUACUGUUCCAAAAGAAGAAUUCGAGACACUCCGUGAGAACUUCACCAAGGAUCCAUGGUUCUGCAGCAGACGGCCAGACUGCUCCUGCGAAGACGAUGCUGACAUCGAGUACGACAGCAGCCGUAUCUGGGUUCUGGACACGCCCAACAUACCAAAGCCUCCACCAGAGACGGAGAGGCUAGUGAUUAUGGGCGGUGACUACACCAGAAUGGACACGUAUUACGUCAUGCCCAAUGGGAAGCGUGCGAGGUGUGCUGGUGACGUGGACAAGUUUCUGGAGGCAAAUCCAGCGUACAAAAGCCGCAUAUCUGCUUCGGAUUUCGACUUUGCACCGCCCGAGGUUGUUGAGGAGACUGUUGUUUCUCACAAUUUUCUGCCUCUGCAAGGUUGCCAAGGCCAAGAAACAGGAGAAGGCAGAGAGGCACACAAAAUAGGUGAAAGCAGAGAGGCAUCGAUGCUCUGAACUGUGCCUGUGCCCUGUGCUAUGUAGGUGAUAGUCCGCUCAAGAUCACGUCACGUCUCGUUCCUAUCUAGUACGGUUGUCUAUCUCGGCUGAAGUUAAUGUAGUAGGUCUUCUUGCGUGUUAAUUCCUGGGGAAUAUAUGAGAUGUUUAAUAAUUAG